This is a messenger RNA of Cordyceps fumosorosea ARSEF 2679, 810 nucleotides long. RefSeq names its product Glycoside hydrolase, superfamily. The coding region runs from base 1 to 810 and encodes 269 amino acids. NCBI's taxonomy places the organism in Eukaryota, Fungi, Ascomycota, Sordariomycetes, Hypocreales, Cordycipitaceae. Gene Ontology annotation, cellular component: fungal-type cell wall. The transcript is spliced from 2 exons. Gene Ontology annotation, biological process: fungal-type cell wall polysaccharide metabolic process. The record is from RefSeq and is a predicted model, not a curated record.
AUGCUUUCCCUUCACCGAGCCGUCCUCGCCGCGUCACUGCUGCUCGCGGGCCGACCCGCUGUCUGCGACUCGUGGCCAAAGCGCGGCCUCGCGGCCAACGACGAUGUUCCCAUCUGGCAGUUUGGCGGCAGCUGGCUCGGCCACCCCUCCCAGGUCAACUGGCAGUACAACUGGGACAGCACCACCAACCAGAAGCAGACCUUUGCAGAGUACGUGCCCAUGCUCUGGGGCACACAAGACUACCACACGCGGCAGUGGUUCGACAAUGCGUGGUACUGGCUGAACAAGGGCGGCAGCGGCCACCUGCUCGCCUUCAACGAGCCGGACCGCGACGACCAGGCGCGGCUGUCCGUGGGCGACGCGGUCGCCGCGUGGAGGAAGUACAUGGAGCCGUUUUCAGGCCACGCGCAGCUCGGCGCGCCGGCAGUGUCGGCGGCCGGCGUCGGGUGGCUGCGGGACUUUUUGAACAAGUGCGGCGGCUGCCACAUCGACUUCGUGCCGGUGCACUGGUACGGAGGCGCGGCGUACGAGCACGACUUUGAGAACUACAUCAACAAUGUCUGCUCGAUUAGUGGCGGACGCCCGGUCUGGGUAACCGAAUUUCAAGGCAUCGGCACUAUUGAUGAGCAGAGUGCCUUCAUCCGGAAAGCGAUUCCUUUCCUGGAUAAUAAUCAUUGUGUUUAUCGCUACUCAUAUUUCGGAACCGCCGACAACUCCAAGGUGCUCCUUGAUAAUGGAGGGCCGAAGCUGUCCGGCCUGGGUGUUCAGUACGCCUUCAGCCCGUAUGGCAACGGCGAUGGACCAAAGUAG